This is a messenger RNA of Drosophila serrata, 2143 nucleotides long. RefSeq lists its product as uncharacterized. NCBI's taxonomy places the organism in Eukaryota, Metazoa, Arthropoda, Insecta, Diptera, Drosophilidae. The record is from RefSeq and is a predicted model, not a curated record.
AUCGAGGAUUGCGACUCUGUACCGGAAAUGAAAGAAUAUCUGAUGAAAUAGUUGAAAAGCUUGCGCGUGUAAGUAAUCUGGAGUCUGCGAAAAAAGAAGUUCUUACAACUGGAACAGUCAAAAACUUUAAAACAACUGUCAACGUGGUUCCAGAAGACAAGUAAGCUCUAGUCAGUACAUUUGAUUGAAAAUUAGUAGCCGCAAACAUGGAUUUGAAGAAGAUUGAGGAAAACCCUGUAGAAAUGUUGAACUCGAAGAAGGUCAAAAUUCCAAUUGAGGAGAAUUCUGUGCCUGCAACCAUAGAAGGGUCUUUGGGUGGUGCUAAGGAUGAACCCAAAGAGUCAACCGAGAAGCCACUUGCCUUGAUGCAAGAGACCAUUACUCAAGGAAAGAAAGCCCAGGGGGCUGAGUCCGAUGUCGAUGUUAAACCAAUAGGUGACACCUCCGUAAAGAUAAAAGAAGAGAUGGAUCCUGAAGCUGUUGUAGAAGAGUCUUUGGGUGGUGCAAAGGACGAACCCAAAAAGUCAACUGAGAAGCCACGUGACUUGAUGCAAGAGACCAUCACUCAAGGAAAGAAAACCAAGGAGGCUGACUCCGAUAUCGAUAUAGAGUCAAUAGCUGACAUCUCCGCAAAGAUAGAAAAAGAGGAGGAGCCUGAAGCUAUUGUAGAGAAGUCUGUGGCUGCAACCGUAGAAGACUCUUUGGGUGGUGUUAAGGAAGAACCCAAGAAGUCAAUCGAAAACACACGUGGCUUGAUGCAAGAGACCAUUACUCAAGGAAAGAAAGCCAAGGAGGCCGAUUCUGAUAUCGAUAUUGAGUCAAUAUCUGGCACCUCCAAAAGCGAGAAUGCAAAUCAGUCUGCUCAAUCGGCCAACAAGGAAGCCGCAAUGACUUCUGAAAAGAAAGCAGCUAAUGAAGGACGUCCCACUAGAUGGAAGCGUGUUCUCCAGAGUUCUGGGAGCCAUUUCGAUCAAGAGAAGGAAAAGCAACACUUUAAGAAACGCAAGAUCCACCCCAAGGACGAAGCUGGCGGCACAAAACAAUUGGAACAUGUUACAAAAGGGGUUGAAUCUAAAAUCAACCAGUUACCGAAGACGGUAUCUGAACCGGGAUAUUUUCAAAUCACCCGUCGUAAGAUCAUUACCAUAAGUCGACGUGAACUGGAAGGUCUGGCCAUGAAAUCCAUGGUCGAUGAAAAGAAGGCCAAGUGUGAUGCCGCGAACAUCCGCAAACUGUGGGUGGAUACCAAGAACAAAAAGGCCACAUAUGACCGUAAGGUCAGCGAGAUGUUGAAGGGUAUAUCCGAACUGCAAAAGGGUGAUACCAAAGUCGUGGCACGCGGCGCUCCGUCACGUCCAUAUCAGGCUACCGUCCAAGAUGUAGCCUCAACCUCGGGCAGUAAGCUGUCGGCAUCCAGUGGAAUCUCUCCCAAAUCCCAGCUUGUGUUCCGACCCAUAGCACUGUAUCCAGUUCCGAAAUGUGUCACAAAAGUACGCCCCGCUCCCUCAGUGCACAACUCAUCUGCAGGAGGCAGCAAAGUUGGAUCCCUUGGUCCAAAACGAAACUCCAUAGCGCCGCUAGGAGAGGCCAUUGAGAAUGCAAUCAAGUUGAUGAAUAAGAAAUCUGGAGUGGAGGCAGAUCCGCCAAAGGGCUCCACUAAUGCGAACCCUCUCCUGGGCCAGGCCGCCACAGAUGCCGUGAAGGAGACUGCCAAGCUAAAAGUUGAGGGUCCGAAGGCCCUCUAAGACGCCAAGACGGUUCUAAACAAUGAAGAUCAGAUAACACCAUGGAACACAAUCGUGCGCCACAGAUCCUAUCUUCCUCGUUCCCAUAAUUUUCAUCAAUUAAAAGCCGAAUUCCUUUGAUUUGUUUAAACAAAAAACACACGAAACAUCACUUAAUCAACACACCAAUUGAAAAUGUCAUAUUUGUUUGAUUUGAGAAACAUUUUAGUUCCACUUUUUAAGAAAAUACAGUAAGGGAAAUGAUUAUGAUCUGAAACGCUAUACAUCAUUUCCGAUCCCAUCUUUGAGAUCAGGAUAACACCAUGGACUACAAUCGUGCGCCACAGAUCUUAUCUUCCUCGUUCCCAUAAUUUUCAUCAAAUAAAAGACGAAUUCCUUUGAUUUGUUUAAACAAAAUA